Metopolophium dirhodum (rose-grain aphid) is the source of this 504-nucleotide messenger RNA. RefSeq lists its product as uncharacterized. The coding region runs from base 1 to 504 and encodes 167 amino acids. The record is from RefSeq and is a predicted model, not a curated record. The transcript has a single exon. Lineage: Eukaryota; Metazoa; Arthropoda; Insecta; Hemiptera; Aphididae.
AUGAACAACCCAGGUCACAGCACCCAACGCAACAUCACUAACCGCCCUGAAAAUGGAAACUGGACUACUCAGAAAGGUAAAAGAAACCUUUCAAGUUCAUCAUCUACCUCUUCCACCUCCACUUCUAAUAAAACUUCUCAGCCACAAACCAAAAAACUCUCUUUCUCAACGCGAAAUCGCUACGAACCACUUAAGGUCACCGAACCUACAGACUCGGUUUUUGACGCAAGCAUGAUAAUUGAAGAUCCCGACACCCCACCCCGUGCCAAACCACCUCCCCCGAUCUUUAUGAAAGGAAUAAAUGACUUUCCUGGCUUCUGCACAACUUUAAUUGAGUUGAUAGGAGUUGAUAACUUCAAUUGCAAAGCCACCACAGACCGCUUAAAAAUACAGACCGCCAAUCCCGAAUCUUAUAGACUUCUAAUACAUUAUUUAAAAGAACAUAACGCUAAAUACCACACAUACCAACUCGCCGAGGACAAACCCACGAGGAUCUUGAACUAA